Molecule: messenger RNA, 1761 nt
Organism: Tarenaya hassleriana
Lineage: Eukaryota; Viridiplantae; Streptophyta; Magnoliopsida; Brassicales; Cleomaceae
Product: zinc finger protein CONSTANS-LIKE 16-like
Exons: 2
Coding region: 223-1497 (424 amino acids)
Biological process (GO): regulation of DNA-templated transcription
Cellular component (GO): nucleus
Molecular function (GO): protein binding; zinc ion binding
Source: RefSeq, a predicted model, not a curated record
AUUUUAAAUACGCCCCAGAAAAAAAAAAAGAACACGAACUCUAGAGAGAGAAACAAAAUCAAAACCCAACAGACACUCUCCGUUUUUUUUUUCAGCUCAAAGAUCCAGAAUUCGAAAAAGAUUCGUUUGGAACUUCAACUCAAUUUGUGAGUUAUUAACCACUUAAACAUUCUCCUUGUGCGCUUUGUUAAUGGUGAUUAGGGCAUAAACUUAUCAACGAAGAUGAAGAGUUUGUCGAAUGCGGUCGGGGCCAAGACCGCUAGGGCUUGCGACAGCUGCGUCAAGAGGCGAGCCAGGUGGUACUGCGCCGCCGACGAUGCUUUCCUUUGCCAGGUUUGUGACGGUUCCGUACAUUCCGCCAACCCUCUGGCUCGCAGGCACGAGCGGGUCCGCUUGAAAUCCGCCAGCUCCGUUCCUCCUCCUGGGCCCGCCACCUGGCACCAUGGGUUCGCUCGCAAAGCUCGGACUCCACGUGGCGGCGGUGGGAGGAAAAAGACGAACCACCGAGCUAUCUUCCACGACCUCGUUCCGGAGAUCAGCGCUGAAGAUCAGACGGAGAACUACGAGGAAGAGCAACUGAUUUGUCAAGUGCCGGUUCUUGAUCAUCCCAUGGCGGAAUCCAAUACAAGUUUUCCGUUACCGGUACGUAUGAAAUUUGCCGACAUAAAAGACAAAGACGACGAUCAGGACAACGCCGAGAGUUGUCUGAAUGGAUUUUUCCCGUCCGACAUGGAGCUGGCGGAGUUUGCAGCUGACGUCGAGACUCUGCUAGGUCAUGGGUUAGAGACUGAAUCUUUUGCCAUGGAGGAGCUAGGUUUAGGUUACGGUUCCUUAAGUUGCGGACGAUCUUCCUCCAUGGUACUGAAAGUGGAAGAAGAGGAAGAAAAAGAAGGCACAACUACUGAAUUGUCAUGCGAUCGAGGUGACGUGGAUGUGACGCCAUUUGAGCUGAGCUUCGAUUACGAGUCACACAAGACAUGCGCAGAAGAAGAAGAAGAGGAAGAAGACGAUAAGCAAAACGUGAUAAAUUUUAACACUGGCGAAGGAGAGAACGAGACAAGUGGUAGUGGCCGUAGUACCAUAAAGGAUGAUGAGGAGGAAAAGGGAAAGGGAAAGAAAACGAAGAUUCUUAUGUUGAGAUUGGAUUACGAAUCGGUGAUUUCCUCGUGGGGAGGCCAAGGACCGCCGUGGACCGCCGGAGAGCCACCGGAGCUCGAUCUCAAGAAUGAUUCCUGGCCAAUUUCUAUGGGCGAAGUUAACGGCGGACAAUACGGGAGUGGAAUUUGCGGGGUGGGGUUAACAAUGGCGAUGGGAGACGUAGGGAGAGAGGCUAGGGUUUCGAGAUACAGAGAGAAGAGAAGGACGAGGUUGUUUUCAAAGAAGAUAAGGUACGAGGUACGGAAAUUAAAUGCAGAGAAGAGGCCUCGAAUGAAAGGAAGAUUCGUCAAGAGAGCCUCCCUUUCCGCUCUAGCUUCAUCAAUUCCCGGUGCUUACUGAAUAGAGAAAGAGCUUAUCACUAUAUACAUAUAUAUAUGUAUAUAUAUGUAUAUCAUCAUCUUAUAAGUUCAUGUUUAAGUUAUAUUUUCGAUUUUAUUUAGAUUUGCACCAACAAAAAAGUUUUGCUUCUACUUUCGUGAGCUAGUCAAUGUACACCUUAAUUUAUCAUUAAGGCGAAAUGUUUUGUAAUUAAGGUGAAGUGUCUUAUGUGUAUAUAUAUAUGUAUCUUGGUUGAAUAUAAGAUAAUCUGCUUUUCUUUCUGUA